AUGGCUGACGACAACAUGGAGGUGGAGAUCCUGGAAGGUCUCGAUAAGGAGCUGGGAUUUGUGGACCCCGAGGAGGUGGACAUGCCCGAGGAUCCACCCAGACCGGUCCCCUCACCGUUGGGAGCAGCGAAGGCAUUCCUCCGCCCGACGCCGAAUAACGCCGCCGGUUGCUCCACAACACCGUCCCCAGCGCUCGGACCGGCGAGACUACCAGGGACAACACCGCCCAGGGAGAAGGUCCCAUCCAGCACCAUUGAGUCCUGGGGAAAAACCGGAGUCAGUAAAAGGUACCUGGAGACGAAAGCAAGGAUACGGAAGGGAACACAAACACAAGAGCAACAAACCGACAAAGACGAGUACCUACCCCCAAACACCAGAGCCGUUGGGACUAUGGGCCCCCAGGUGUAUGUAGAGCUCCGCCCGGGUUUGUGUUGGAGGUGCGGCCAGGGGGAACACACCAGAGCCACCUGUAGCAGAACCCCCACCCUGUUCUGCAGCCGCUGUGGUCUGUUGGGCAACCUCUCCCGGGACUGUCCAUGUGGAGGUGCGAAGAAGAAAGAUCCAACCCCGUCUCCUACCGGUCCAGGAAACAAGGAGCUCCGUACCGCUCCAGUUCAGAAGAAGGAACCGCUUCCCCGGAAGACCGCUCCAGUUCAGAAGAAGGAACCGCUCCCCCGGAAGACGUCCAAGAAGACGACCCAGGCCUGUCCGAGGUGCCACUAUGUGGCCAAAACCUACGACAAAAAGUCCCGUUAA
Coccinella septempunctata (seven-spotted ladybird) is the source of this 756-nucleotide messenger RNA. RefSeq lists its product as uncharacterized. The record is from RefSeq and is a predicted model, not a curated record. The transcript has a single exon. Lineage: Eukaryota; Metazoa; Arthropoda; Insecta; Coleoptera; Coccinellidae. Bases 1 to 756 code for a protein of 251 amino acids. Gene Ontology annotation, molecular function: zinc ion binding; nucleic acid binding.